Messenger RNA from Fulvia fulva, 3291 nucleotides. Its product is annotated as Regulator of nonsense transcripts 1. Gene Ontology annotation, biological process: nuclear-transcribed mRNA catabolic process, nonsense-mediated decay. The record is from RefSeq and is a predicted model, not a curated record. Gene Ontology annotation, cellular component: cytoplasm. The transcript has a single exon. The coding region runs from base 1 to 3291 and encodes 1096 amino acids. Gene Ontology annotation, molecular function: RNA helicase activity; RNA binding; DNA binding. Lineage: Eukaryota; Fungi; Ascomycota; Dothideomycetes; Mycosphaerellales; Mycosphaerellaceae.
AUGGCAGCCACAGCAAUGGAGGGGGCUUUCACCCAGGCGCCCAACCAUCUCGUGGGCGACUCCGCGUCUGCCAUCAGGGAGGGCGACGACAUCUCGACACUCGGCGCGGGCGAGAGCGCACUCGACAGCGAAUACGGCCGCUCGAACCUCAAUGGGGGACCGCGUCGGAGAAGAGGCGGCGACGAUGAUGAGGGAGAGCCGUUUGACGACGACGAUGCAGAGUCGGUGGCUAGCCAUGCCGUCAACGGAACAAAUGGUGUGCCUGCUCCAGGCCAGGAAGAGGAGGUCGAGCUGCCUGCACAUGCCUGCGCUUACUGUGACAUCCACAACCCAGGCUCAGUCGUCAAGUGCCUGUCGUGCUCCAAGUGGUUCUGCUCUGCCCGUGGUAAUACCUCGAGCAGCCAUAUCAUCAACCACUUGGUACGCGCUCGCCACAAGGAGGUCCAGCUACACCCAUCCUCGCCGUUGGGAGACACAACGCUGGAAUGCUACAACUGUGGCACCAAGAAUGUCUUCCUCCUUGGAUUCAUCCCGGCCAAGAGCGACACGGUCGUCGUACUGCUCUGCCGCCAACCAUGUGCCGCCAUGCCCAGUAGCAAGGACAUGAAUUGGGACACCUCCAAGUGGCAGCCGCUCAUCGAGGAUCGAUCAUUCCUACCUUGGCUCGUCAACGCACCCACCGACCAAGAGCAGAUGCGUGCUCGUCACCUCCCACCACAGGUCAUCGCAAAGCUGGAGGAGAUGUGGAAGGAGAACAGCAGUGCCACGAUCCAGGACCUCGAGAAGAACGCCGGCAUUGAUGACGAGCCUGCGCCAGUCGUGCUUCGCUACGAUGAUGCAUACCAAUACCAAAACGUCUUUGGACCCCUUGUCAAGAUUGAGGCGGACUACGAUCGCAAGUUGAAGGAAGCUCAGAGCCAGGACAACCUUAUUGUUCGGUGGGACUUUGGUCUGAACAACAAGCACCUCGCUUCGUUCGUGCUGCCAAAGCUUGAGCUCGGCGACGUAAAGCUGGCUGUUGGUGACGAGAUGCGCUUGCGCUACACUGGUGAACUGCGACCACACUGGGAGGGCGUCGGCUAUGUCAUCAAGAUUCCAAACAACCAAAGCGACGAAGUCACCAUUGAGUUGCGCUCCAGAGGAGAUCACAAGUCGGUGCCGACUGAAUGCACCCACAACUUCACUGCGGACUAUGUGUGGAAGGCUACCUCAUUUGACCGUAUGCAGCACGCCAUGAAGACUUUCGCCAUUGAUGAAAUGUCCGUGUCUGGCUACAUCUUCCACCGCUUGCUGGGUCAUGAGGUAGCAGCGGCACCGAUGAAGGUGCAACUACCUCGCAAGUUCAGCGUACCGAAUCUGCCAGAUCUGAACGGCUCGCAGAUUCAAGCCGUCAAGUCGGUACUGCAGAAGCCUCUCAGCUUGAUCCAAGGACCACCUGGUACUGGAAAGACUGUCACGUCAGCAACCAUCAUCUAUCAUCUGUCGAAGAUCAACGGCGGUCAAGUACUGGUCUGCGCCCCAUCAAACGUUGCUGUCGAUCAGCUUUGCGAGCGGAUUCACAUUACUGGUUUGAAGGUUGUCCGAGUGACAGCCAAGUCUCGUGAAGAUGUCGAGUCCAACGUUGGCUUUCUUUCGCUGCACAGGCAGGUUCAGAUGAACGACACAAACGUAGAGCUCAACAAAUUCAACCAACUCAAAGCUGAGCUCGGUGAACUCUCCAGCCAGGAUGAGAAGAAACUCAAGACCUUGACACGUGCAGCAGAGCGUGAGAUUCUGCAGAAUGCGGAUGUCAUCUGCUGCACUUGCGUCGGUGCUGGUGAUCCACGACUGGCCAAGCUCAAGUUCCGGACUGUACUCAUCGACGAAAGCACACAAUCCGCCGAACCAGAGUGCAUGAUUCCGCUGGUCCUGGGCUGCAAGCAGAUUGUUCUCGUCGGUGACCACCAACAGCUUGGUCCCGUCAUCAUGAACAAGAAAGCAGCAAAGGCAGGUCUGAAUCAGUCUUUGUUCGAGCGGCUGGUCAUUCUAGGCUGCGCCCCGAUCCGUUUGCAAGUGCAAUACCGUAUGCACCCUUGCUUAUCCGAGUUCCCCUCGAACAUGUUCUACGAAGGCUCCCUGCAGAACGGUAUCACCAUGCAGCAGCGGUUGCGAAAGGACGUCGACUUCCCCUGGCCAGUGGCCGACUCGCCCAUGAUGUUCUGGUCGAACCUUGGAAACGAAGAAAUCAGCGCCUCUGGUACCUCAUAUCUCAAUCGUACAGAAGCCUCGAACGUUGAGAAGAUUGUAACUCGCUUCUUCAAGGCUGGCGUCAGUCCUUCGGCAAUUGGUAUCAUCACUCCGUACGAAGGUCAGCGCUCUUACGUCGUGCAGAGCAUGCAGCAGACGGGCACAUUCAAGAAGGAGCACUACAAGGAGAUUGAGGUCGCCUCAGUGGAUGCAUUCCAGGGACGUGAGAAGGACUUCAUUGUGCUUUCUUGUGUGCGAAGUAACGAUCACCAAGGCAUUGGUUUCUUGAGCGAUCCCCGACGUCUCAACGUUGCGCUGACUCGUGCUAAGUAUGGUCUGGUCAUUCUUGGCAAUCCGAAAGUGCUCAGCAAGCACCCAUUGUGGCACUACUUGUUGCUGCAUUUCAAGGAGCGCAACUGCCUUGUUGAGGGGCCUCUGAACAACCUGCAAGUCUCUCUGCUUCAAUUCAGUCGUCCGAAGACAUCCUACCGUGGUCCGCAGCGCUACCAGAUGGCUUACCAGCACGCCAAUCACAUGGCAGCAGCGACUGGCAACCGUUUGAAUGGUGGUCGUCGUGACGGUCCUAAUGGGGGUGAUGGCAGCGUGGUUGGCUACAUUCCAGAUGACAUCUCAUCUGUUCACUCUUCUGCAUUGGGUGGCGCAGCUCUUCCAAGCCAGUACCCGCCAAUGUUCCAAGGCUUCCAAGAAUCCUGGCCAAGACUCUCUGGUGGUCAGCGCAACGGCCCGAUGGCUGAGAAGGCUCAUGCUCCACCAGAGUCGGUUGCUGGCGAAAGCGUGGCUGCCAGCGAGAUUACAGAUAUCACCACCAAUGGCACUGGCAAGCCUGGUCAGGGAGGAGUAAGUCUGGCUGGUCUGAGCAUCAACGAUCUCAACAAGCAGGCAUCGCUCUCCCAGUCUGAUAAGCUCCGCCGUUACGUGGAAGGCCAGGGUCAAACUCAGCCUCCCAUCGGCGCUGGUCGCAAUCGUCCACAUCUGGACGAGGAUGCUCAGUCUGUGAGCACUUCAUUUGCAAGCCAAGUCGGAGGUGUAGGUGGCUAUGACUGA